ACAAAAUUAAAAAGAAUUAAUCUUAGUCUCCAAGCUCGUGAUAAAAUAAUUGCUACAUGUUGUGCACACCGAAAUACUGGAGCUGAAAUUGCAAUGAAAUUGUUGGCACCAUAUAAUAACACAAAUGAAAAUCAGCUUAAAUAUGCAUGUGAAA
Molecule: messenger RNA, 154 nt
Organism: Racocetra fulgida
Lineage: Eukaryota; Fungi; Glomeromycota; Glomeromycetes; Diversisporales; Gigasporaceae
Source: the annotation of a GenBank genome assembly